GUGAAUUAACGCGACCUGGAAACUUGCCGCGCAGUAAUUGUAUCGUUCUUCCUGAUGUGUGACCUGGGCUUCAAUUCCUGUGGUAUUAUGGGUGUAACUUCAAAUCUAUUGUUAAAAUCCUCUGUGUAUUGAUGCGAUCGAUGAUAAAUCGAUGUUCUUGGAUUUUCGGCAACAAUAGCAAUAUUGUGUUCCGACCAGCCUGUACGAGCAUGCCUAGGGGUUUUGAUGAUGGCGAUGGAUCCAGUUUGCUUGAAUUUUCGCACCAAAUUCCAAAUUGUCCUCUCACAAGGCCGAUUUUGAGCGCCAAAAAAUUCACGUAAAGCACGAAAUGUAUUCUUCCUUGAUCGGCCGUUUUCAUUAUAGGCUUGGAUUAUUUUCACACGUUGUUCGGUCGUAAAUUGCUCCAUGACGGUUUUGUUUAUAUUUUGAUGUUAGAAAUGGCACGUUGUCG
Molecule: messenger RNA, 451 nt
Organism: Acanthoscelides obtectus
Lineage: Eukaryota; Metazoa; Arthropoda; Insecta; Coleoptera; Chrysomelidae
Source: the annotation of a GenBank genome assembly